AUGACUUCAUCAGACCCCAUCGCCAAUCCGAAUUUGCCCAGCCCGCCUUCGGGCAAGUAUCCGGCCAAGGCUCAUGCGAGACGGGUUGCGAAGUGGAUUGCGGAGAAUGGAGGGCCAAAGGGUGGUGUUAUUUAUCUUGAAGGCCAGGGGACCAAGAUGACUGAGGUGAAUUGCUUUCAUUGCGAGCGACUCAUUUUAUAGAAUGACUGAUGUGGCUGGAUAGGACGAUGAUCAGGCGAGUCAUUUCAGGUGAGUGAGUUGGAUCCCAAACCCUCGACUAUCUCACUCCCUCCAUGGGAUGCGAGAAGAAGAAGAGCGGGAAUGCAAUUUUUCAUGGUGACAAUUACUGAUCUUUUUUUUUUUUUUUUUGUGGACAGACAGAGACGGCACUUCUACUACCUGACCGGCUGCGAUCUCCCCGACUGCUUCUUCGCCUACGACAUUGCAUCGGACAGAUCCACGCUCUGGAUUCCCCCCGUCGACCCGGAAUAUGUCAUGUGGGCCGGCAUGCCUCUGCUCCCCGACGAAGCGCUGGAAAGAUACGACAUCGACGCCGUCCUCACCAGCGACGAGCUCAAGUCCGGCGAAUCCCUCGUGCAAAUGCUCCAGACACCAAACAACACCACCAUCUUCGCCAUCCAAGACCGCGCCGACCUGGCAAUCUUCCACUCGGAACAACUCCAACCCCUCCAACCGCGGAUAAACCACACCCUCGCCCGCCGCGCAAUCGAACAAUGCAGAGUGGUCAAAGACGACCACGAAAUCGCCCUCCUGCGCCACGCCAAUGCCGUCUCCUCGUACGCCCACGAACAGGUCCUCGCCAACGCGCACCGCGCUUCCAACGAGCGCGAACUCCACGCCCUCUUCGUCAUGCACUGCCACGCCAACAACUGCAAAGAGCAAGCCUACGGCUGCAUCUGCGCCGCGGGAACCGCCGGCUCCACCCUGCACUACAUCCACAACGACCAAGCCCUCGCCGGCAAGCACAACAUCCUCCUCGACGCGGGUGCCGAAUUCCAAUGCUACUGCGCCGACAUCACGCGCACCUUCCCCAUCACCCCGGACGGCACCUUCACCCCGGAGAGUAAGCAGAUCUACGACCUCGUCCAUCGCAUGCAGGCGGAAUGCUUCGCGAUGAUCCGCGCCGGCGUUUUAUGGGAGGACGUGCACAUGCGAGCCCACACCGUCGCCGCCGAGGGUCUGCGCGCUCUCGGAAUCUUUUACCAGUCCCUGUCCACGCAACAGAUUCUGGACUCGUACAUCACCACGCGCUUCUUCCCGCACGGCCUCGGGCACUACCUCGGCAUGGACACGCACGACGUCGGCGGCAAUGCGAAUUACGAGGAUCCCAACCCUUACUUUGCCUACCUCCGCGUCCGAGGGCGACUGCCAGCGGGAGCGGUCAUCACCAACGAGCCGGGGAUUUAUUUCCGCAGUUACCCGUUCCGAGCGGAGUUGAAGGAAGGGAAAUGGGAUGGGAUUGUGGAUCAGGAGGUUUUGGCGAGAUACUGGGCUGUCGGCGGUGUGAGGAUCGAGGAUGAUGUUGUGGUGAGGGAGGAUGGGUAUGAGAAUCUGACGACGGUGAGGAGUGAUUGGGAGUAUGUGCAGGAGAUGGUCAGCGGUGGGAGAGGACGGGAAGCUUGA
Molecule: messenger RNA, 1644 nt
Organism: Lecanosticta acicola
Lineage: Eukaryota; Fungi; Ascomycota; Dothideomycetes; Mycosphaerellales; Mycosphaerellaceae
Source: the annotation of a GenBank genome assembly